Messenger RNA from Blepharisma stoltei, 1287 nucleotides. The record is from the annotation of a GenBank genome assembly. Lineage: Eukaryota; Ciliophora; Heterotrichea; Heterotrichida; Blepharismidae.
AUGGAAGAAUACAAAAAAUAUUAUGACCUACCUCUUGCAAUUUGACCAAGAUCGCGAACACCUUCAAUAACUUCAGAAUCAUGCAGAAAACCAGUAUUAGAUCCGGUUGAUUGCUGAAACCUCUCCAAAGGAGAAGGGAGGAAAAUCCCAGGAGUAAUAAAACAAAUAAGAGCAAAACAAUUUAGAAUAAAACGAAGAGAAGAUUUUCCUAAAAAUUCUCGUCCUGCUGAGCCUAGCCCUUUUGAACAUGAUAAACAAAUAAUUCGUGUCCAAGAGCAGCUAAAAAAUAUUGAAAAAAUAAGUAGUCAGCCAAUUUCUCAUAAAAAAUACCCACUGCUGCUGGAUGAAAAUCGGCCUUUAUUAAUUGAUGCACACAAUAACUAUAUAUCUCAAACCAAAAAGCCAAGAAAACCAGAAAGUAGGCCUUUAGCAAUUAUCACUAAUAAUGAUUUAAAUUCAGAAAGAUUACUACAAAAGCAGCCAAUCACUCCAAGUUUUCAGCCAAAAAAGACUGAAAUGGUUUUUGAAAGCACAGGAGGUAGUGAUGACUUUUUUACUGAAGAAGCUCAAACAGUCCCAACUGAAAUGUCUUUUUCUGAGCAAUACCCAGAAAAGGAUUACAAUUUCCCAAAUUCAAACUUAGACACCAUUAGCAACAAAAAAUAUUUAAAUAUGCCACUUAUAAUAGGCACAAAAUCGUUAACAGAGUCUGGCAAAAAGAUAAAUUUAGAGGACGCUUAUCAAAUUUUCCCUAAAAUUGAUAGUAAAAUACCUAGGGAAAUAAAAAGAAUAAGGGCUAGACAGUUUAAAAAUCAUAGAAAAGAUGAUGAUUGCAAAACUUGCAGAUCUUGCACACCAAGUAUGGAUACAAAUUUUAUUGAAUUAGACCCACAAAUUGUAAAAAUACAAGAACAGCUGAAAAACAUUGAAAAAAUUAAUAGUGAAAACUCAAGGAGUAAUAAGAAAAUUGCAAUUAGUAAUGGUGAUAAGUCAUUGUUUAAUAAUACAUGCUAUGAUUGAAAAGCUAAAAGGCUUCAGUUUUUAAAAAAAGGGAAAUCUUCAAGCUAUAACGAAGAUCGGCCUUUGGCCAUUGAUACAAAUAAUGAUUUAAAAUCGCAAGGAAAGCAGCCAAUCACUCCAAGUUUUCAAUCGAAAACCAAAGAUAUAAAAUUCGAAAGCACAGGGGGAAGUGAUACUUUUUUAGCAGAAGACGCAAACCCUGCGGAGCUUUCUUUUUCAGAAGAAAAACCAAGAAUCAGCCGGAUUUUCCAUCCAAAAUUUGCUUAA